Nannochloropsis gaditana CCMP526 is the source of this 428-nucleotide messenger RNA. Its product is annotated as gtpase activator nb4s calmodulin-binding protein pollux. The record is from RefSeq and is a predicted model, not a curated record. The annotation marks the transcript as partial. The transcript has a single exon.
GACAUGCGGGCCUUGGGGGAGUUGCUGAAAGCGGAGCUUCCGGCCCUGUACGAGCACUGCAGCGCGCUCUACCUGAAUUUGGAAAUGAUGGCCGGGCACUGGCUCCUGGUCUAUUUCAUCAACAUCUUUCCUCCCCCGGUGGCCCUGCGCAUCCUGGAGAUUUCCAUGGCUGAAGGCUCGGACGUGACCUUCGCCGUCGCCCUGGCGUUCUUGCGGGGAUUGGAGGCGGAGCUCUUGGCCUGCGACGAUUUGCACGAGCUCUCACAAUUGGUCCGAAUCAGACAGGCAGGCAUGUACGACGCGGAUGCCCUGCUGCACCAAACCCGCGUGCAACUCAGACGCAUGCGUUCCAAUCUGAGAAUUUUGCGCGCCUGGCACUUGGGGGAUUUGAUGAAGCACGAAGACGAGAUGGACCGGGUGCUUUGUCG